This is a messenger RNA of Anguilla anguilla (European eel), 994 nucleotides long. RefSeq names its product mast cell protease 1A-like. Lineage: Eukaryota; Metazoa; Chordata; Actinopteri; Anguilliformes; Anguillidae. The transcript has 5 exons. The record is from RefSeq and is a predicted model, not a curated record. The coding region runs from base 88 to 837 and encodes 249 amino acids. Gene Ontology annotation, biological process: proteolysis. Gene Ontology annotation, molecular function: serine-type endopeptidase activity.
UUACUUCCUUUUUUGCAAUGACUUUAGAAAUCACUCCAAUGUAUUUAAAUUCACUUGCAUCCCGACAUUGGACAAUACAGCCUGACCAUGACUUUCUUACUCUGUGUGUGUGUGGCACUGUACAUUGUGCAAAGUGGAGCUGAAGAGGACAGACUGGGUAUCGUUGGGGGUACUGAAGCGAAGCCCCAUUCCCGCCCUUACAUGGUUUCUCUGCAGGAGGGCAAGCGACAUCUAUGUGGAGGAAUUCUGGUCAGUGAAGAUUUUGUGCUCACCGCUGCCCAUUGUAAUGGUUUCAGGCGAUACAGAAUAGUCCUGGGUGCUCAUUCACUACAUUCACCAGAAUCAACUCAACAGGUACUGGGGGUCAGCCGCUUCUACCCACACCCAAAAUACAACAAGGAAAACAAUGACCUCAUGCUACUCAAGUUGGACAGGAAGGUGAACCUGACGAGCUCCGUCCAGGCGAUCCCUUUGCUGAAGCGGCGCCCGCCGUCGGGCAAGGUCUGCAGCACAGCAGGCUGGGGGGACGUGGGUGACAACAGCACCCUCCCCGACAAACUGCAAGAGGUGAACACCACCGUCCUGGGACAGCCCGACUGCGCUCAGCGGUGGAGAGGCGGAGUUCGGAUUACCCAAAGCAUGGUGUGUGCAACGGGCCAGAGGCAGUUUCAAGGCUUCUGUUCGGGGGACUCCGGGGGCCCGCUGGUGUGCGAUGGAAAGGCAGCCGGCACCGUCUCCUUCUCAGGACAGCGAUGUGGAGAUAACAGAACCCCGGAUGUUUAUAUGCUUAUUCCCCGCUACAUAAAAUGGAUCAAAAGCAUUCUUAAACGUGGAUAACUUCCUUACUUUUCAUAAUUUGUGUUGUUUAAAAAAUGCAGUUUUAUUUUGCUUCUUAAAACCUUGUACUUUGUACUUUGCGCAAUCCCAUGAAACAAUAAUGGUGAUUUGUGUGUGAAGACACAAUUGCUUUUAAUAAAACUGAUCCAACUCACCA